Messenger RNA from Vitis vinifera (wine grape), 2087 nucleotides. Its product is annotated as glucose-6-phosphate 1-dehydrogenase, cytoplasmic isoform. The record is from RefSeq and is a predicted model, not a curated record. The coding region runs from base 271 to 1821 and encodes 516 amino acids. The transcript is spliced from 17 exons. Gene Ontology annotation, cellular component: cytosol. Lineage: Eukaryota; Viridiplantae; Streptophyta; Magnoliopsida; Vitales; Vitaceae. Gene Ontology annotation, molecular function: NADP binding; glucose-6-phosphate dehydrogenase activity. Gene Ontology annotation, biological process: pentose-phosphate shunt, oxidative branch; glucose metabolic process.
UUUUUAUAUAUCCAUUUCUGCUUGUUUCUACUACGGCGGCUGAAAGGGAGUUGGUGAACUAUAAAUCCAACGUUUUUCGUUGAACGGUGUGUCUUCAGCGUCGUCGUCUCCGUUUUCAAUUCAAAGAUCCGUGUAAGGUGCUACUGCGCUGUUAUUUUGUUUUCUCUUCUGAUUUUUGUGUAAAAAGGGUGUAAUUCAGCUGUUUGGUUGCCGAGAGAUCGGAGGAAAAUCGAGGCAUCAACUGAACUGAAUACUUGGUGCGUCUAGAAGAUGGGAUCGAGUACAUGGUCUGUCGAGAAACGAUCUGGUCUUAGAAGUGAUACCUUCUUAAAAGAUAUUGACAACGUGCCGGAAACUGGGUGUCUCUCUAUUAUUGUGCUUGGUGCUUCCGGUGAUCUUGCCAAGAAGAAGACUUUUCCAGCUCUCUUCAACCUUUACCGCCAGGGAUUCUUACACUCAAAUGAGGUACACAUUUUUGGUUAUGCAAGGACCAAGAUAUCAGAUGACGAGUUGAGAAAUCGCAUACGUGGAUACCUUAUCAACAAGGAUGCUACAUCCGAGCAUUCAGAAGAAGUAUCUAAAUUUUUGCAACUGAUCAAAUAUGUGAGUGGAUCAUACGAUGCCGAGGACGGUUUUCGUUUAUUGGAUAAGGAGAUCGCUGAGCAUGAAUUCUCAAAAAACUCUCAAGAAGGAUCAUCACGGAGACUCUUUUAUCUUGCACUUCCUCCAUCAGUAUAUCCGUCUGUCUGCAGGAUGAUCAAGCUUUGUUGCAUGAAUAAAUCUAAUCUUGGUGGAUGGACACGCAUUGUGGUUGAGAAGCCUUUCGGCAAGGAUUUGGAUUCUGCAGAGCAACUUAGUGCCCAGAUUGGAGAGUUAUUUGAUGAACCACAGAUUUACCGUAUUGAUCACUAUCUGGGAAAGGAACUCGUGCAGAAUUUGUUGGUACUUCGUUUUGCAAAUCGCAUGUUUUUGCCCCUCUGGAACCGUGACAACAUUGAUAAUGUACAGAUUGUGUUCAGGGAGGAUUUUGGAACUGAAGGUCGUGGUGGAUAUUUUGAUGAAUAUGGAAUUAUCCGUGAUAUUAUUCAAAAUCAUCUACUGCAAGUCCUUUGCCUGGUUGCCAUGGAGAAGCCCGUCUCUCUCAAACCUGAGCACAUCCGAGAUGAGAAAGUGAAGGUUCUUCAAUCAGUGCUUCCUAUUACUGAUGAUGAGGUUGUUCUUGGACAAUACGAAGGUUACACAGAUGACCCAACAGUUCCUGACCUUUCAAAUACCCCAACUUUUGCAUCUAUGAUUCUGCGUAUACACAAUGAAAGAUGGGAAGGUGUUCCUUUUAUACUUAAAGCAGGGAAAGCACUAAAUUCAAGGAAGGCAGAAAUUCGCAUUCAAUUCAAGGAUGUUCCUGGUGAUAUCUACAGAUGUCAAAGGCAGGGGAGAAAUGAAUUUGUAAUACGCCUCCAACCUUUAGAGGCCAUUUACAUGAAGCUUACGGUCAAGCAGCCUGGGCUUGAAAUGUCAACUGUACAAAGCGAACUAGACUUGUCAUAUGGACAACGUUAUCAAGGGUUUACAAUUCCAGAGGCUUAUGAACGUCUAAUUCUUGAUACGAUACGAGGUGAUCAGCAGCAUUUUGUUCGCAGAGAUGAGUUGAAGGCGGCCUGGGAGAUUUUCACACCUCUUCUGCACAGAAUUGACAAUGGAGAAAUGAAGCCAAUUCCAUAUAAGCCUGGAAGCCGAGGUCCAUCUGAAGCAGAUGAGCUGCUCUCAAAAUCCGGUUAUGUCCAAACACAUGGCUAUAUAUGGAUACCUCCAACCUUAUAGGAAUAUGACAUGUCUGCAUGUUAUGGGUUUUAGUUGAGGCCCACCUGUAACACACCUAUCCUAUAGUCAUAUAGUCCUACCAUGUAUGGUUUAUCAACCCGAAUCCACAAUCCUAUAUUGCGUCAACGCUUGCUUCAACUCCGUAACCUUAAUGAGCUAUCGCUUUAGAAUAAGAAUCUUGUUUGGUGUGUGUAUUGGUAGUAGUCCAAUCAAUAAAUUUUUGUUUAAGCCAUUGCAAUAAAAUAUAUUCAUGUCUCACUUUGCUA